GCAAAGCAUGGGGAUUGUGCGCAUGCUCCAUAAGACACCGCUGACUUACCGCCAUAUUGUUCUCAAAUAGAUAUGACACCCGGCUAUUUCCUUGUUUCUCUCCAGGAUAAUUCUCUCGGAUUCACAUAGCUAUUUGUCACUACACCAGGCAAGAUAUGGGUGAGCUUCCAAUAGCACAAGAAGGCGACAGCACCGUUGUACUCUCGCGUCUUUCAGCACAUGUAGUUCAGGCAGUGGAGCCUGUAGGCCGAUGGUAUGAGGCUUAUAUCACUCGCCGCCAGCAUAGCACAUCUUCCCACCAUUCCCUGGGUUCUGACAGUGAUGAUUCGAGUAGCUCAGAUGAGAGCCUUGACUCUGAAACUGAAGAUGACGCCUUUCUCCUGACUCUUGAUCCAAAAGAAUGGAAGAACCAGGACCACUAUAGAGUUAUGGGGCUAACCAAACUCAGGCAUCGAGCUUCAGAAGACCAGAUCAAGAAAGCCUAUAAAAAGAAGGUUCUACAGCAUCACCCAGACAAACAGUCAGGACACAAACAGACAAAACCUGUGCUGAAUGAAGACUUCUUUACUUGCCUUACUAAAGCACAUGAGAUACUAAGCAACCGCACAAAGAGGCGUGCCUACGACAGUGUUGACCCCUUGUUUGACGACGCAGUUCCUUCUGUGAAUGCCCAAUCAAAAGCAAAUUUUUAUGAGACAUUUGGACCAGUCAUAGAGAGUAAUGCAAGAUGGUCAAACACAGAGCCGGUGCCAUUGCUUGGACACGAAAAUUCAACAUUUGAAGAAGUUGAUAAGUUUUAUAGUUUUUGGUACGACUUCGACUCUUGGAGAGAAUUUUCAUAUUUAGAUGAAGAAGAGAAAGAGAAAGGGGAAAAUCGAGAUGAGAGGCGUUGGAUAGAAAAAGAGAACAGGGCGAUGAGGCAAAAACGAAAGAAGGAAGAAAUCAAGAGAUUGAGAACUUUAGUUGAUAACGUUUACGCUUGUGACCCUCGGAUAAAGAAAUUCAAGGAAGAAGAGAAAGAAAGAAAACUUGCAGAGAAAAAAGCGAAAGAAGAUGCUGCCAAGGCAGCAGCCGAGGAAAAAGAAAGGCAAAGACAAGAAGCGCUAGAAGCCGAAAGAUUAGCCAAGGAAAAGGAAGAGCAAUUAGCAAAAGAAAAAGCUACACAAGCCAAAAAGGAGAAAGAAAAAUUAAAAGCUGCCAUGAAAAAAGAGCGCAAGUCUAUAAGAGCAAUUUGCAAGAAUUAUGACUAUUUUGUUACUGAAGAAGCUGAGAAAAUUGAAGAAAUGCAGAUUUUAGACAAGCUCUUGGAGGACCUUUCCCUUGAAGGUCUACAGACAUUCCGUGAAGAUAUGAACAAAGCAGGAAACAAAGACAAAGCCAAAUCUGUCUACGAAAAGCAGCUGCAGGCCUUGAAGGACAGACGCAAGCAGGACGAGGAGAGCAAGAAAAUCGCUGCCUUGCGCACCAAGAAAGAGAUGGAAGUGAAAGAGGAGGCGGAUCAAGAAUGGUCGGACGAGCAACUGCAACUCCUCGUUAAAGCCGUCAAUCUCUUCCCGGCGGGAACCGUCUCCAGAUGGCGCGUGAUCGCCGACUACGUGAACGACCACGCAAAGACUGGGAACAAGCGCGAACCAAAACACGUCAUCGUCAAAGUCAAGUCGCUCAAGAAAAUCGACCCUACUCAAAUCGAAAACGUGAACAAGAAAGCAUUCGCCAAGUUCGACUUAUCUCACACUCAAGGAAAAGCGUCUGAAGAAUCCGUACCCACUGUUAGAUAUGAACUGGAAAAUGCGGCCGCAGCCUCUGCUCCGCCCGAGAAACCAGAAAAGCCCUGGUCAUCUGACGACCAAAAGUUACUGGAAGCAGCGUUGCGCGCCAUUCCCGCCAGCACACCUGAAAGAUGGGACCGUGUAGCUGAGAGUGUACCAGGAAGAACGAAGAAGGAGUGCAUGAAGAGAUACAAGGAACUGGUGGAGAUGAUCAAAGCAAAGAAGGCUGCGCAGACAAAACAGGCAAAAUAGCGAAGACGUGAUGAUAUAUCACGGCGUGGUGAUAUAGCGAUAAUAUAACAUGGCGUGGUGAUAUAGCGAUGAUUUAACACGGCGUGGUGAUAUAGCGAUGAUAUAACACGGCGUGCUUACAAAAACAUCCCAUGGUAAAAAGACGCUAACAAUUCAGAAUAAAGACUUUGUGCGUAACGUUACAAGAAAUGCUUGGAAUCUGCGUUCUGGCGGUUUACUACAAAGCAAAUAAAAUAAUCUUAGGUUUU
This is a messenger RNA of Nematostella vectensis (starlet sea anemone), 2269 nucleotides long. Its product is annotated as dnaJ homolog subfamily C member 2. NCBI's taxonomy places the organism in Eukaryota, Metazoa, Cnidaria, Anthozoa, Actiniaria, Edwardsiidae. Gene Ontology annotation, molecular function: ribosome binding; Hsp70 protein binding. The record is from RefSeq and is a predicted model, not a curated record. The coding region runs from base 156 to 2021 and encodes 621 amino acids. Gene Ontology annotation, cellular component: cytosol. The transcript is spliced from 17 exons. Gene Ontology annotation, biological process: 'de novo' cotranslational protein folding; regulation of translational fidelity.